AUGGCAGACAUCUCCACACAAGAGAGCGUCCAGCUCGAAGACCUAUUUAAAAUGAGAGAGCAACUACAUAAGCAUGAACAAUUACGGAUGCAAGAGCAGUUAAAAAUGCAACAAGAGUUGUUGCAGAAACAGGAGUUGUGGAUGCAGCAACAGUUGCAGAAGAAACCACUUUUACGUAUGCCACAAGAAGAAGUAACGACUGUAGACGAAUGGAAGUUUACGCAGAUUUAUGCUGAUGAACCAAAAACAACAGAAGAUAAAUUUGAAACUGUACCAUCAGUGGAGCUGCUAAAAGAAGAUACAACCGAAAGACCUAAAAGCAAAAAGAAGCGUCGUCAUAAGAAGAGAAUGUCGCAUAGGCACCAUAAACCAAAACAAACACGAGAGGAUUCCUUGCAAGAGAUUUUCACAACUGUAUCAAAGCAACACCACGAAAAGGAAACAGUAGAAACUACAACAGAAAAUAUUUUUAACACUUUGUCGUCUCAGAAAGAAGAUUUCAACACGACCCCUGUACCACAUAAGAUCAAAUACAAUAUCCAAGUUCAAGUUUAUUCUUUACAAAUUUUAGAAAUAGGUAUGCAGGUCUUUGAUGAAAUGAAAAACAAAACUAUUGACGAAACUAUUAAGACUAAGUUACAAGAUCUUUCUGACAUUUAUGCAUAUAAAUACAAAGAAUUUCUUAGUGAAACUUAUAAACACGAAAUCAAAACGAGACUUGGAAUACAAAAAGUAUUUCUUAAUGCAAUCGAUGUCUCAGAUCACAUUCUGAAACGAUUGGUCAAUGGAGUCGUUACUGAUUUAGACAAUAGGGGUAGUUUGCGUGAGAAUAUUGGCGCUAUUAAUGAUUUGCAGCAAGAAGUGCGCCAAACUACAGAUCGACAGUACCAACUUCUUUGUUCUAAAUUGAAUAUAUGUCGAUCUAAUAAUGGGUUUCCUGAAUUUUUAAGUGACUUCUUAACUACCAUUUUAAGAUGUAACGAUGAAAAGUUUCAGAAUGCAAUAGACGCGCUUACUGAAGUAGCAAAAGAGGUAGAUUUCAAGAACGUAUUUAAUAAAAAAACACGAAAGCAAAUUAAAAUAAUGAUUGAGCACGUUGAAAAUCAAAAGGUAGGCGUUCUAAAACCGAGUCUUUUGAUCAUAAGAAAUAUAAUAGCUAAUAAAAAUAAACCCAUUGUAGUUAAACCAUCUGAAAUGAAAAAUAAUAGAGUUAAUUCAACUAUUGCUUUUUUGGAAAUUUUAGAUGCAUUUGAUAUUAAGUUACCGAGAACGGACGCGAAUAUUCUUGAAUGGGGGGAUCUACGGACGAGUUUGCAUCAGUGGGGAAAAAACAAGAGGAACGAUAUUCAGGAUAUAAUGGGUAUAUUCAUAAGGCAUAUCAAAGGGGCUCUUGAAGGCAUGCCGAGUUUAAUGCAGGACCAUGUGGCCAAAAACUUUGCUCGGUUCUUAAGACGUCAUUGA
This is a messenger RNA of Arctia plantaginis, 1461 nucleotides long. The record is from the annotation of a GenBank genome assembly. NCBI's taxonomy places the organism in Eukaryota, Metazoa, Arthropoda, Insecta, Lepidoptera, Erebidae.